UAAACGAUGCAAAGGGGAGUGCGAUUCAAUGCCCGAUACGAUCCAAAGGAAUAAACGAUGCAAAGGAGAGUGCGAUUCAAUGCCGAUACAAUCAAAAGGAAUAAACGAUGCAAAGGAGAGUGCGAUUCAAUGCCCGAUACAAUCCAAAGGAAUAAACGAUGCAAAGGAGAGUGCGAUUCAAUGCCCGAUACAAUCCAAAAGAAAAAGAAAAGCAAAGGUAAGGGUGGUAAGGGCGCUUCUCAACAAGCCAAACUAAAAAAGAAGUGUAAGGCACUGGCCCAAAAAGCAAAGUGUGCUAAAUUAGCAAAGAAAAGCAAGAAAGGUAAAGGAGGAAAACGAUGCAAAGGAGAAUGUGAUUCAAUGCCCGAUACAAUCCAAAAGAAAAAGAAAAGCAAAGGUAAGGGUGGUAAGGGCGCUUCUCAAGCCAAACUAAAAAAGAAAUGUAAGGCACUGGCCCAAAAAGCAAAGUGUGCUAAAUUAGCAAAGAAAAGCAAGAAAGGUAAAAGCGGAAAAGGCAAAUCAAAGAAAAGCUCUUCUAAACGCUGCAAAGGGGAGUGCGAUUCAAUGCCCGAUACAAUCCAAAGGAAAAAGAAAAGUAAAGGCAAGGGUGGUAAGAGCGCUUCUCAACAAGGCAAACUAAAAAAACAAUGUAAAGAAUUGGCCCAAAAAGCAAAGUGUACUAAAUUAGCAAAGAAAAGCAAGCAAGCCAAACUAAAAAAGCAAUGCAAGGCAAUGGCUAAGAAAGAGAAGCAAAAUAAGUUAAAAAAGCAAUGUGCAGCUAUGGCGAAAAAAGAAAAAGAAGCAAAGCUUAAAAAGCAAUGCAGUGCACUGGCUCAAAAGGAAAAGAAGGCAAAGCUUCAAAAGCAGUGCAAGGCAAUGGCCAAGAAGAAACAAAAAGCUCAGCUUAAAAAAAAAUGUGCGGCAAUGGAAAAAAAGGCAAAGCUUGAAAAGAAAUGCAGCGCAAUGGCUCAAAAGGAAAAAAAAGCAAAGAUUGAUAAGAAAUGCGUGCUAUGCGUCCCUCCAUGGGAGAAACCCCAUGGGAAAGAAAUGCUAAAGUGGCAAAAAAUCGAAACAAGAUCAGCUAAAAAAAGCGUGCGCGGAAGCAGCGCAGAAGGAGAAAUGUGAAAAGAUGGCAAAGAAAAAAGAAGCAAAGCUUAAAAAGAAAUGCAGCGCAAUGGCUCAAAAGGGAAAAAAAGCAAAGAUUGAUAAGAAAUGCGUGCUAUGCGUCCCUCCAUGGGAGAAACCCCCAUGGGAAAGAAAUGCUAAAGUGGCAAAAAAAUCGAAACAAGAUCAGCUAAAAAAAGCGUGCGCGGAGGCAGCGCAGAAAGAGAAAUGUGAAAAGAUGGCUAAGCAGAAGUUAAUAGACAGACUUAAACAACAUUGUAAGAAAUUAGCGGAAAAGGCUUUGGCAACCAAGUGUAAAGAAGAGGCCAAGCGAAAAGCACAAAAAGAAAAAGGAAAGAAAAUUAAAGAGGAAUGUCUUAAAAUGGCCAAUGAUAAACCACCAAGUAAAAGUAAAUAAAUGUUGUCGAUAGAUUAGAAAAUAGAAAUAGCAAUAAAAAUUGUAUUUGAGCGUCAACUGAGAUUACAAAA
Messenger RNA from Drosophila sulfurigaster albostrigata, 1593 nucleotides. Its product is annotated as axoneme-associated protein mst101(1)-like. The record is from RefSeq and is a predicted model, not a curated record. The coding region runs from base 58 to 1125 and encodes 355 amino acids. Lineage: Eukaryota; Metazoa; Arthropoda; Insecta; Diptera; Drosophilidae. The transcript is spliced from 3 exons.